Spirodela intermedia is the source of this 5551-nucleotide messenger RNA. NCBI's taxonomy places the organism in Eukaryota, Viridiplantae, Streptophyta, Magnoliopsida, Alismatales, Araceae. The record is from the annotation of a GenBank genome assembly.
AUGGUGCUCGCUCAGCUUGGGGGGAGCAUCUCCAAGGCGUUGCAGCGGAUGAGCAACGCUACGAUCAUAGAUGAAAAGGUGCUCAACGAAUGCCUCAACGAGAUCACCCGGGCGCUUCUACAGGCAGAUGUCCAGUUCCGUAUGGUCGCAGACAUGCAGAAGAACAUCAAGAAGGUUGUCAAUCUCGACGACCUGGCGGCUGGCCACAAUAAGCGUCGAAUUAUCCAACAGGUAACGGCGUUUUUUCUGUCUGCUGGUGUUUCCUUGUGCAUCCUCUGUGUUAAUCCGUGUAAAUUGGAGUUGGAUCUGUAAUGUUUGAUGCCAUCUGAAUAUUCCGAUUUCUCUUUGUACAUCCAAGUCGGUAUAUUUGUCGCUCAAUUUUGUUUAAUAUCGGGUAGAACGCCUUAUUAUCUAAGAUCCGAGAUUAGUCUGGGCAUAGUUUGAAGUAUCCUUCUUGGUGAUGCCCCCGGAUGAUUCGGCGUGUUGGAAUUAGAGGAGGAUGCGAAUCCCACGAAUGCAAAUAUCUUAAUCACUGUUAGUAAUGCCCUGAAUGAUAUUUUGUCCCCGCUAACUGUCGAAUGCUUUCUCGUAAUUUUUCUCCAAUUCCAAGUAUUGAGGUGACCCACUUCUGUUUCUUGUACACUGGGAUUUUGAGGCGAGUGAAAACUAGUUUACGCAUAUAUGGAAUAUUGCUGUGAUAUUUAAUCUAGUUUAAAAAUAUUUCAGUCUAGUUUAUGCUGAUAUUUAAUCUUGUGAUACGUAUUCAUGAAUUAUGACCCUAGUUUUUUUCCUCCUCUAGGCUGUUUUUAAUGAGCUCUGCAAGAUGUUGGACCCAGGGAAACCAUCCUUUACACCAAAGAAGGGGAAACCAAGUGUUAUAAUGUUUGUUGGCUUACAAGGUGAUUUAGUUGGUUUUUUAAAAUAUAAUUACUUCUUUGUAGAGGGAUUUUUAAUGCAUAGACUAGUACGGAGCGUACAUAUUCGUCAUGCAAUUGUCAUUUUGUAUAAAUUACAUCAUGGUCAUGCUAGUAUCUCCUUAUAUAGUAGUGGACAGAUGGAUCCUCAUGCGUAAAAGAGGUGGUAUAAACUUUUAUGCAGAUUGUACACUAGCAUACACCAGCAUUCUAAUAUGAGUACAUCUAUUGGUAUUGUCCUUAACAAAAAAGUCAUGAACUUUCGCAUUAGUGAACCGUGUAAGAAAAUCAAGAAUUCAAGCACUUGUUUCGGUUUAAAAUGACAAAAAAAAUAAUAUCAAAAAAUUUAAGAGGGAUUUUCCAUAUAGUGAUGAUCAACUUAGCGCUUAUGCUGCAACAGCUGGUGUUGGUAGGCCUAUGGUGUAUGUGGGAGUAGCUGAAUUUGGUGGUCGAGUCUCAAGUUUUUCUUACUGAAUCUGAUGUUGGGUAGUUGAAGUAUAAAUCCAAUUACAAUGGGUCUAAAGUAGUAGAGUAAGGUUUUGGUCCCCUUAGUUGUCUUGACAACUAUGGGUAGGGCUUGAUGAUUCUGAGAUGAAAUUUAAGUAAUGGUCCAGAAUCCUAGAUGAACGAGUAUUGAAGGCUAUCAGUGACCACCCUUCAGGUGAAGUCAUGCACAGGAUAUGUAUAGAAAGAAAGGCAUUCAAUUAAAAAAAGUGGGAACCCAAAGUGAGAUCUUUGCAACAAUUCAUAUUAUAGAAAUAUCAUCUCCGGGCUUUGAAGGAGAGAAUUUCCGGUUGGCAAUUGGCAAUCUGAGACGUUCCUGGUGUUUUAUUUUUCUCUUAUCCACUGAAACAAAGAAAGUUUUGCUAAGUUCGUCUGCACUGACAACAAGUCAGCGUACAAGUGAUGGUUCAAUUUUGCGGAAGGGUGACAGUGUUGGUUUUUCAUUCAAGAAAUCACGCUCCUUCAUUGUUUACCAAGCAUUAUGUGAAAAUUAAUGCCGUUUUCUUUUUGUGUUUUUUUUUUUUUUACUCAUGAAGUAGCUGUCUAACGGUACAUUUCUACUGCCUUUUUGUGUUUGAAAUUAUGCUAAUGAGGAACUCAGUUAAGAUUUUACUAAUAUUUUUUAGCCAUAUACGUUUUCUCUUCUUCGUAAUGGAGCUUUUUUCCUGGGUCUGUUCGAAAAUGCAGGUUCUGGAAAAACUACAACGUGUACAAAAUAUGCAUACUAUCAUCAAAAGAAAGGCUGGAAACCUGCUCUAGUCUGUGCAGAUACAUUUAGAGCCGGUGCCUUCGAUCAAUUGAAGCAGAAUGCAACCAAAGCGAAAAUUCCAUUUUAUGGAAGGUAGAGAGCCGAACAGUGUCUUUGAAGUCUUUUCGAGAUAACCCCGAACUUAAAGUCUGAUGAUGAUGGCUAUAAUUUUAAGCCAGGACAUAUUCCUACAGCCUCGUAUUUUAAUGGGGUCGCACCAUCCAUUGCCAUUAUCUUCCUAGUCAUUGUAUCAAAGAAAGAGAAAGAAUUCGAACUCUUUUCCUCAACGAGCUUCCUUUUCCUUGGAGCUACCAAUUGUGAAGAACAGAUUUUUUGAAGUAUUCAUCAGAUCCAUCACGAUUAUCGUGUAUCAAUUAUUAUCAAUAACUUUGAGGACUUUGGCUGUCGUUUUACAUUCCGUUCUUUUGUUGAUUAGUUUAUCUGAGUUAAGCUUCCGCAUCAAGUCACUUUCUCAGUGCUACGUAUCCACUUUAUGCGAUUUCUUCCAUAAAACACCUGAAUGUGAUGAUGCUCAGUUAUUCUAAGUGGCAUUUAUGAAAACGUUUGGUGAUUUAGAAACUGCAACACUCCUAUUGUUCAAGUAUCUGUCUUAUUUAUCAUGUUGCUGUUGUUUGAUAUUUUCCCUGAAGCUACACGGAGUCAGAUCCUGUCAAGAUCGCGGAAGAAGGUGUUGAAAGGUUCAAGAAAGAGAGCUGUGACCUCAUUAUUGUUGACACAAGUGGACGCCAUAAACAAGAAGUUGCCCUCUUUGAAGAAAUGCGGCAAGUUUCUGAGGCUACAGUAUGUCUUCGUUUCUGGCUUCAAACAUCUGAUCUUUUUUAGUGUUGAUGUGGUUUGAUUGGCUGAUCUUUCUGUUCUUGUUGUUAUAGAAACCAGAUCUUAUCAUAUUUGUCAUGGACAGCAGUAUUGGGCAAGCUGCUUUUGAUCAAGCACAGGCCUUUAAACAAAGUGUUUCUGUGGGUGCUGUUAUUGUGACAAAGAUGGACGGUCAUGCGAAGGGAGGUGGUGCACUCAGUGCGUAAGUAUUGUCAUCAAGUUGUAUUGAAACUGUGUUGCUAAGUUUAAAUCUUUUUCCGUUUUUCCCUGUUCUCUGGAAAUUGUCUUCCUGGAGGGCUCUUUUAUGUUUUCAUUGGCACAAGUUGGAUUUCUUAAAAACCCACUAGACUUUGAUAAAUACAAUUUACCUUUUCGGGUCCCUAGACUAAUAAUGAUAAUAUUUUUUCUUGCUAGUGCUACAAGAUGAGGAUUUGAAUAGGUUGAUCUAUUGAUUGGCCAUAUCCGUAUACUGAUUAUCCGGUAUCUAACAGAAUAUUACUUCUAUGGUUGAAUGGUUCCAUUUCCCAGGCCAACUGUAAAGGGGAAGAGGAUGAUGCCGAUUUCAAAACGAGAGAUUUGUGUGCCCUAGAUUGGGUUCCUCUUCUCUGUCUUUUCCUCGCCUUUUGUGUCCCCUUCUAUUCGUAUUUUUUCUUCUCCAGCAGCUCCACUUUACAAGAAUUUCGCAAAAAGAGGGACCACAAAUAAUUGUAAAGAUUGUGAUAUAUUUGAUAACCUAAAAAAAUGAGUAUUUAAUCAUACGUACACAGUUGUGACAGCUAUGUUUUUGGUGUUUUUCAAGUAAGAUACGGAGUCCAGGUUGGCCAACCCUGUGGCGCAUACUUUUGUUCAUCUCCAUUUAUCUGCUGUUUAUCCUACCGGACACUCUUCACCAGCACUGCAUUUGUGUGUGUGUGUGGCUAUAACCUGGAUGUUAUCCGCAGUGAUUACAUUUUUUAAUUUGAUUCUUUUGAAUGCAGUGUUGCUGCUACAAAAAGUCCUGUUAUAUUCAUUGGAACUGGGGAGCACAUGGAUGAAUUUGAAGUUUUCGAUGUCAAGCCCUUUGUUAGCCGUCUUUUGGGUAAACUUUUCGCCGGUGUAAUCUGUUUAACCGGUUUCAGUAAUUCAUUAUCUCAUGAUCUUAUUUAUGCGUUUACUGAUUCCAGGUAUGGGUGACUGGUCCGGAUUUAUGGAUAAGAUUCAUGAGGUCGUACCUACGGAUCAGCAACCUGAACUUCUGCAAAAACUAACCGAAGGGAGCUUUACCUUACGGAUAAUGUAUGAGCAAUUUCAGAACAUUCUCAAAAUGGGCCCUAUUGGACAGGUUUGUUCUUUCAUCAAUUCAUCCAUUGCAUGGCCACACGGUACAUCUGCCAAGAGUUUUUAUUUUAGAUGAUGGUCAGUAAAUCUUUACUGGUACAUAGAAUGAGGAGUUCUCCUUCCCUUCAGAAACCCUAGCCUCAUUCGCAUGGAUGACUACCCUACCAUCCACGUCUUGAAUGGUAUGGAUUUGAAGUCAGGAGAGCUUUGUGUGUUGCGUGUCUUGGAUGCUGUCCUCCUUUGUGCGCUUAACGUUUAAUAACUCGAAUAUACCAACAGGUUUUUUUUUUUAAUGAAUAAAUUGGCAUACAUCUUGGACAUGAAAGAACCUUGGCUGAACCCUCACAAGAAUCAUAGUGCAUUGAUCACUGGAUUAGUGCCCUCUUGGGCAUGGUUUCGCUACACACCUCAGAAAUUUCACAUUUUCGAGACAUUCUUUUCUGCUCUUUUUAUAGGAGAGUGAGAACGGUAUUGAACACCAUUUUUCUUCCAUGGAUCCCAUUUAUGGUAAUUUUAACUGGGUGGAGUUUCAUUUCUUUCAGGUGUUUUCUAUGAUUCCCGGAUUUAGCUCCGAGUUGAUGCCGAAGGGUCGUGAACAGGAGAGCCAGGCAAAGAUCAAGCGGUACAUGUACAUGAUGGAUUCUAUGACAAAUGAAGGUACCUUCAUGCCAUUCUAUUCUGCCAUAACACAUUCAUUCAUUAUAUGCACGCUAGUCAACUGGUGGGGCCCAGGUCAUGGCCCCACCCAGUUAAUGGGCCCCAUCAGCCUGGCCCAUCCGCCCAUAUCCCCAGCUGCAUAUGUCGAUCAUCAAACCCUUUAUUUUAGUGGGCUCCACGUUCUCUAUAUCUCUAAAGGCAGAGCACCUCCAUGUUAAUCAUAAAUCGACCAUCUUGUUCUUUUACAGAGCUGGACAGCAGCAACUUGAAGCUGAUGAACGACUCCCGAAUAAUGCGCAUAGCCCGGGGAUCAGGCCGGCCCAUUGUGGAGGUGAUGGAGAUGCUGGAGGAGUACAAGCGGCUCGCCAAGGUCUGGAGCAAGAUGAAGGGGCUCAAGAUCCCGAAGAAGGGGGAGAUGAGCGCCUUGUCCCGUAACAUAAACGCUCAGCACAUGAGCAAGGUCCUCCCCCCUCAGAUCAUGAAGCAAUUGGGCGGCAUGGGCGGGCUGCAGAACCUGAUGAAGCAGAUGGGCAACAUGGGCAAUCCCAAGGACAUGAUGAAUGGCCUGGUUUGA